UGCAUUAGGCAGUAUAACAGUAUAUAUGUGAAUGUUAAAACAGCUCCACCUCACUACAAACCCCCUCCGUUAGUCUGACUGAAUCUUCUGUCUCACCUGUGCAGCGGUCAGAGCUCCUCAGCAGCCAAUCAGAAGGCGGAGCGCAGCAGGGCGCGGCUCUGACUGGAGAAGGUGUGAGCGCAAUGAUUUCUGGGAAGAUCGACAAUGUCGCUGCAUCUCAACAUGCACAAGACACAGCGGGACAGGAGCUAAGGUACAGGGAUUGGUUUCUUCUAAGGAUUUCGGGUUCUUUCCUCUAUUUGCCGCUACAGGAUGAUGAAUUUCUGGGAAGUACUUCCUCGAUCUAAGGUCAUGUAUUUGACUCUGGUGUAUGAUUCAGCUUUGUGAUCUGUUUCCUUUUAUUAAGAUAACCAAGCUUUGGGUGAAAAACUGGCAGUGUAGCAACAAUGAUGUGUGUGAGAAGCAAAUAGAUGCCAGUCUGUUGUGAUGGAUUAGCUCCUUUGAUAUUUCUUUACACAAACACAUAUCAAUGCAGUGGAAUCCCAGAAAACCGCUGCAUCUUGGUAAAAUGAAGCGUAUGAUAGAGAGAUAUUGUUGCUCUCUUUACUGCACAUGCCCUGUUUUAUCUUGUUGCAGGGAGGCUCAGGGCUGCUUCCAGCUGCGCCUCAGGGCAAAGAGCUCUCAUUAAUUGCUGUUGCACAACACAAACAUUGUAUUUACUGCCUUAUUGCACUCAAAGGUGGUUUAGAUGUGUUGUAUCUCCCUGGUGAGCCUCACUCACAUUUGUGAAACCUAACUGCAGCUUGUUGCAACUCAGCCUGUAGAAGAGGCGAGGAUUACCGUGUGUGUGUUUGGACAUGCAUGUGUCUCAGUGAGAAUGCAUGUGGUUGCUUAAUUGUUGUUCAUGUAACUCUGACAGGCUACACAUUAACCAGCUGUGUGCGUCUAGCCGUCAUAAUGCAAGAUGCGCCUCCUGUUUGCUUAGUGUACCCCCUGCAGUUAUUAUGCAUCUGAUGCAAGACAAAAAAGUCCUUAAGUGUUUUUUUUUCUGUCCUCUUCAGAUCCGCUUCUUGCUGCUGUUCAGUCGGCAGGGGAAGGUACGUCUGCAGAAAUGGUUCACACCGCUGACAGACCGGGAGAAGAAGAAGGUGAUCCGGGACAUGAUUAUGCUAGUUUUGCCUCGCCCGCCGCGUUCCAGCAACUUUCUGCAGUGGAGGGACCUCAAGAUCGUUUACAAGAGGUAUGCCAGCUUGUAUUUCUGUGCUGGUCUGGAGCAACGCGAUAACGAGCUGCUGGCCCUGGAAGUGCUGCACAGAUACGUUGAAUUGCUGGAUAAAUACUUCGGCAAUGUGUGUGAGCUGGACAUCAUUUUCAACUUUGAGAAGGCCUACUUCAUCCUAGAUGAGUUCCUGAUGGGAGGAGAAGUCUUAGAAACUUCUAAAUUUGCUGUGGGUGCGACUAUGGAGGAGGCUGACACACUGCAAGAGACGAUGGAAGAAUAUAUGAGCAAACCUGCCUACUGAACUGGGAGAAGACGAGGAUGGUUCACAUUUCAAGACUUGAAGCAAAAGGUUCAUUACUCAGAAAUAUUUUUACAAACAAAUGUGACUAAUAAUGACUCAUUUGGCACAAAGAUGUGGUCAUACAGUAACCACAAUCCUGGUUAAGUUUGAAGAAUUGCAACUGUGUUUGCAUCUGUGAGUGCCUUUUAAGUCUAUUUAUUAACCUCAGAGCUGCAUGAUGGUGGUGCGACUGUAAAGAGCCCUUUUCUAAUGUUAUCAAAGCGCAUUUUUAGCAUAUUUUUGUAACCCCAGUGCAUUGUGAGACUUGGCUUGUGCAUUGUGUGAUGAUGAGUAAAUUGAGAAACACUACACAGUAAGGAAAAAAUAAAGUCAAUGCUUUAUUUAUCUCAGGUAUGUCACAUAUGGCCACAUUUAAGAAAGAAUUACCAAAAAACACAAGUGAAUCUAAGGGAUCCAACACUGAUUUGGAUUGUGUGUGUGUACGCGUUGAAAUGUACAGCUGGUGAGACACUGGGUGUAAAGUGUUUUUGAGCAAUCAACUCAUAUAUAAAAAACACAAAUAACAUCAAAUGAAUGCCCCAACACUCUUUUCUGCUAAUAAACUUUUGUAAA
Molecule: messenger RNA, 2135 nt
Organism: Acanthochromis polyacanthus (spiny chromis)
Lineage: Eukaryota; Metazoa; Chordata; Actinopteri; Pomacentridae
Gene: ap1s3a
Product: adaptor related protein complex 1 subunit sigma 3a
Exons: 5
Coding region: 882-1523 (213 amino acids)
Biological process (GO): vesicle-mediated transport; intracellular protein transport
Cellular component (GO): membrane coat; AP-1 adaptor complex; intracellular membrane-bounded organelle
Molecular function (GO): clathrin-cargo adaptor activity
Source: RefSeq, a predicted model, not a curated record